Glarea lozoyensis ATCC 20868 is the source of this 645-nucleotide messenger RNA. RefSeq names its product Histone-fold containing protein. The record is from RefSeq and is a predicted model, not a curated record. Gene Ontology annotation, molecular function: protein heterodimerization activity. Gene Ontology annotation, cellular component: CHRAC; nucleus. The transcript is spliced from 4 exons. Bases 1 to 645 code for a protein of 214 amino acids. NCBI's taxonomy places the organism in Eukaryota, Fungi, Ascomycota, Leotiomycetes, Helotiales, Helotiaceae.
AUGCCUUACAACAACACUGCAAUUCCUCCUCAGCGAGAACCCACGGGCACCACUCAAUUACCUCUAUCACGCGUCAAGAAAAUGAUCAUGCUCGACGCCGAGAUUCAGCUUUGCGCGAUGAAUGCUGCGUUCACUAUUGCAGUAGCAACUGAAAUGUUCAUUCAAUAUCUAGCAGAACAAGGCCAUACUGUUGUCAAAUCAGAACGUAAACCUCGACGUAAUAUCCAGUAUCGCGAUCUUGCAAAUGCAGUAGCACGCCUUGAUAAUCUGGAGUUCCUAGUUGAUGUGGUUCCACGGACUGUGCCCUUCAAAACCAUCAAAACAAGUAAAGCACUAACCUCAUCGGGAGCAGGCAACACAUCAGCAAACAUAGCAGCCCACACAGCCAACACAACAGGCCCAUAUGUAUCGCCUUUUGGACCCAACGGAAACGAGGUUUUGAAUGGCGUUGUUGGAAGCAAUGGUGCUUCAUCUGGAAGUGGCAAUGGUGGUGCGAUUGACGCUGUCAUGAAUGGAAACGAACAAGACGACAGGGCGGCAGAAGACAGGGAGGAGGAUCCAAAUAAGCAGCUGGAACUAGAAAAUCUUCGGAGAGGUUCGAGUGUCAAUGGCGACGAGAGCUUGCAGGAUAUUGAAAUGAGCUGA